AUGGCCCCGGUCGCACUUUCUUCUUCUUCGACUGUCCGACUCGCAGACGGUUUUCUUGUUAACACUGGGGCCCAGAUGAGGUCAGUCGUCCAACUCUCGCGGACCACUGCUACCCUAGCCCUGAUCUUCAAUUUCGAAUCAUUAACUGUUUCAGCACCCCCUAUUUUUUGCCGUAUUUCCCUCGCACUUACAAUAGGUCUCCGUCACUUGUUCUUAUGGAUCUUCGCCCCAUGUCGAUGUUUGAAAUGCAGUCCUCGGCUCUUACCUCCUAAUUGAUUUGACUUUCUUGUGAAUUUCCUACGAGUCCAAUUAAUCAACCUAAUGACAGGCUGCAGUUUAAGCACUUUUCCAGCCCCAAACAACAUAUCUGUUUAGGUAGGGAUAUGACUCACCAUUAUCUGAAGCUCCUCCCUCUCCCCCAUCAUCAAUCACAAUUUCUGUAGUUGUUGGCGAUCGCGAGGGACUGCGGAAAAUCAUACAGGAAUCCGGCUAUCCUGAACGAUUCACUCAGAUGGUGCGUCAGAUCCAUGAUGGUGUGAUAGCCUGAGUCAGGGAUAAUGGAGCUGUCUCGGAGGUAUUCGCAGUGACCAACGGAGUGAAGCAGGGAUGAGUUCUAGCGCCGUCCCUCUGCAGCCUCAAGUUGUCUGCCAUGCUGGUGGACGCGUACCGUGACGAUCGCCCGGGGAUCGGCAUCGUCUACAGAACGGAAGGUUAACUGCUAAACUACUGAACAAUGCACUUUUAAUCGCUUGUCUCCACAACGACCGUCCACGAAGUUCUGUUCGCUGAAGACUGCUCCCUCAAUGUAACUACGGAAGGAGACAUGCAAAGGAGCAUGGAUCUCUUCGCUGCAGCCUGCGAGAACUUCGCCCUGGUAAUCAACACGGAGAAGACGGUGUCACACACCAAGCGCCACCCAACACUGUCCUCAAUGCGUUGCAAAUCAGCGUGGACGGAUCCCAACUACAAGUGGUGGACAACUUAAGGUAUCUGGACAGCACCCUCGCCCGCAGCACCAAAAUCGACUGUGAAGUGUCUCGCCGGAUUUCCGAGGUCAGUCAAGUCUUCUGUCGUCUUCAAAACACAGUUUGGAAUCGUCAUGGCUUUCAACUCAGCACGAAGCUGAAGAUGUACGAGGCCGUCAUGCUGCCGACGAUGCUGUACGGAGCAGAGACCUUGACGGUGCACAUGAAGCAGGCACGUAGACACAACCACUUCCACCUCAGUGGUCUUCGUAGAAUACUGAAGGAGAGCUGCAUGACCGGAUCCCAGACGCGGAAGUAUUGGGGCGGACGAGAAUCCUCCGAAUCUACGCUGUGUUGCAACAAUUACAACUACGCUAGAGAGGCCACCUUGGACGACGAGAGGCUGCCCAAACGACCCUUCUAUGGAGAUGUCGCGAUGGGCUCAUGCCGACAAGGAGGUCAAGUACUGCGCUACAAAGUUACUCUGAAAACCUCCCUGAAGCGCCUGAAGGCCAGCCUGGCUAACUGGGGAGACCUCGCCCGGGACCGACCUACGUGGUGGAGAAAAGUGAAGACAGGCGCAGUAAUCUUCGCAGCCAACCGAAUCACCGUCGCCAAAGCCAAACGCGAGGCACACAAAUCUCAACUGCCGCCGCCGCCUUACAACGCCAACGCCCAACAGCGUCCAACAAGCCCACGAUGUCAACGGACAUUCGGGGCGCCAAGUGGACUUGUUGGACACCUGCGGACCAACUUCAUCCCUCCAGACUUCACCAACUGUCUCCUCUCUGUCCAAAUCUCCCUCGCUUCACUCGCCGCCAGCUAA
Messenger RNA from Spirometra erinaceieuropaei, 1791 nucleotides. The record is from the annotation of a GenBank genome assembly. NCBI's taxonomy places the organism in Eukaryota, Metazoa, Platyhelminthes, Cestoda, Diphyllobothriidea, Diphyllobothriidae.